CAUAACGUAACACCAUCUUUAUAUUGCGUAAUGAAAUUACGUUGACGGUUUGUACUACUAGGUUCAGUGUUGAAGAUGUCGAGAUUUGAUGAUAUUUUCGACUCAUUUUUUGGAAGGUCGGGAUUUCGUCGUGGAGUUAAUAGGGACAAUACCUUUGAUGAAGAAGGUGAUCAGACCCCUUUCCAUGGAUUCUUCCCCUCAUCCCCUGGUAGUCGGUUUUACAGUGAACAACCACAUGACAUGGACGAUGACGACAAUUAUGAGGGGCCACCUGGAAGACAAGGUCCAUUCCCAGGAGGAGGAGCUAUUUUCUCGUUCAACAACGAGAUGAAUGACUUCUUCAAACUCUUUGAUGAUAUGUUCAAAAGCUUUGGUAUUGCAGAUUUUCCUCCGUUAGAUGUUCCCAGGAUCUCUCCAUCGUCCCCUGCACAACCUGAGGCGAAAGCACCAAGAGAUGAAAUGCUGAAAGAACCAGAUUCUACAAAUAGUCCAGAGCCAGGCACAGCCACCCCAAAGACUGUUUUGAAGGAGCCACUCUCAUGGUUUGAAGAGCUAAGAAAAGGAAAGAGCAUUCUUUCUGUCCCUCCCGAUGAAAAUGUCUCGCUGUCUCCUUCAGAAAAGAAAGAUUCAGAUCUGGAUGAUGUUGUCAGGCAAGGGGAGAUGGAGCGAAUGUUUGGAGGUGGAUCACCUAGGCAACCAUCAUCAGAUCAACGACAGAGUUCUUAUUCCAGGAGCAUAUCAAUACAGACAAUCAGAAGACCAGAUGGGACCUCUGAAACCAGACGGACUGAACGUGAUGGUCAGGGUAAUGUAACAACGACUGUGACCACAGGUCCAGACGAUAAGCCCUCUCCUGGGAGCACAGAACCUAGACGCAUGGAACCUUGGGGAAUGCAUCCCUGGAGACCAGGUCAACACUGGCCUUUUACAAGGAGGUGUCCUGGACACGACAGGUUGGAAGGGGAGAGAGACAGGACUGAUGAUGUACCCCAUGUCUGGAGACCAGGGAUGUCCUGGCCUGGUUCUAGGAGGUAUCCUGGACCAGGCAGGCAGGAAGGCGAUGAAAACGAUGAUUCCAUGUACAAGAAAUUCUUUGGAUCUUGGUUCAAGCCUUAAUGUUGCACGACGAAUAAGACCAUCAGAACAACGGGGGAACGCAAUUCAAUGACAAUCUUCAAGACUGAUAAUGUCCUCAACCUUCAAGAGAGGUGUCGUUGUCAAGUGGAUACGUCACCAAACUGUCGAUCACAAGUCUGCGGUUCGAGUCCUGCUGCGGCACUAAUGUCCUUCGGCAAGACAUUGAUCUACAUUUGCCACACUAAACCAAGGUGGUAUAAAUGGGUAGCUGGUAGGAAUUAAUUCCUUGAAAUUCUAGAGCGCCGUGCUAAAGCCAGGGUAAUAAUCUCCCUCUGCGCCUCAGAAUAGUUUACUAGAUCGAUGGCGCAUAAUAAAUGCUGUAGUAUUAAAUCUACCUUUGAAUUAUAAACAUGGUCUGGCCUUGUCCUGUAAUAAUCUAAUGGUUAUUUUACCUGGCUGCUAAGAGUUAGUAAGAUUUAGAUCCUCUUCGAAAGACCUGGUAAUGAGGAUUAAAAUGUCUUACCAAAGGGCACUAGCGCAUUGCCUUGGUUUCGGACCCGGGUCGCCGAUUACGAGACCCCUGCUCUACCAACUGAGCUAUCGCGCCUCCUUCUUGAAGAAGCUGUUUUGAUCUAUGUUGUUUCACAAUUCUAAUCUCAUUUUAAUUUAUUGUGUGUGGGUAUCAGCUUUAAAAAAAAAAAAUCUUUUACAGUUUUACUCUAUGAAAGAAAAUUUCUUUACCCCGAAACCUUUACAUUCAUGAUGAAGAAUAAAGUAUAUAUGUAGUUACAGCGAAAUACCAAAUCACACCAAUCAGUAACAUCUCAUUUGUUAAUUUUUCAUUAAAAAACAUCCAAGUUCUAUCUUUACAAUUUUUUUUUUAUAGAAAUGGUCAAUAAUAUUGUAUAUCCAUGAAAAUGAGUUAGAUAAAUGGAAACUUCAUAAUUUUUAACAGAAACAUAAUGUGUCAUAUUUUACAUUUUAUCAACAAAUAUCAAAAAUUAUCUCUUUUUUAGUACACUUAGACUGUAUGAAAUUAGUUUUUAUGAACCCAGUUGGAUUUUUGUUUGUCUUGCAUGAUGUAAUUAAUAUGAAUGCAUGUGUACUUCAUUGGUAGACUCUUGACCUUUGUAAUUUUUGUUGUUGAUAAUACCAGAGCAAUGCUGUCUUUGGAUUCAGUUCAUGAAGAGGGAUUUUGUUUUGAAAAUUUGAAUAUUGGAUGUUUUCCAUACCAAUCCUUGACAUCUGAUGAAUGUUAUACAUAAUUAACAAUGGCUGCAUAUAGACUGAAGACAAGACGUGCAAUACUCUUGUUUAAGAAAUGAUUUAUGGAUAGGGGACUGAAACCAGACAGAGUAGACUCACCCUAGACACUCUGUCUUCAUCUGUAGCUUUGCCUUCUGUAAACCAGGGCUUCAUGGUGAAUUUUCUGGAAUGGGUCAUUUCUAGGUUACUGCUGUAAACAAGCAGUCCUGUUUGAUUUGUUAUUUUCUUUUCAAGAAUGCUGUAACACUCAGAUCCCCCAAAGCUAGAGGCCUUUAAAGUCGUUCAAAAGGCGAUUCAAUGUGGUAUAUAUUACGUUGAGUUUGAUACUCUUGCGUAAAUCAUUUAAGUUUUGGUUUGCUUCUCUGAACCCCCCCCCCCCUUUCUGCCCACCUGUGGCUGAAGUAACAGCAAUCAAUAUGAAUGGACUCGCAUGCAAUACCUGGGUGGUGAACCCUUCCUUCAAAAUUUUUUUUUUUAAUGUGUGGUAAAAGUCUGGAUCUGACUUGAAGCAGUGAUACUGCUGAAAGUGAAAAAUGUAAUAAUGUUGUUUUAAUCAACUUGUGCAUAUGAAAAUCUUAUUUUUGAAUAUAUUAAAUCAGAUAUAUAUGUACAUAAGAGCUCUAUGAUUGAACAUGAUAUAUUUGUCGAUGGCAUUUUCCCUUGCAGCAGUAUGAAUAUUGGAAAACCUCUAUCAUAUUUUAAAAUAUUUCUGAAAAAUGAUGCUUCAGAAAAAUCCAUUCUAUAGAAUAUUUAGAUUUAGCUGUUUUGCUUUGGAUAUGUUUUUUUGUUUCUCUUUAUAAAUAUCUUAUCAUAUGCUAUUGGCCAUUAUAUAGAAAACCUAUUUUACCUUAAAGUUGAUGGAGUAGGGAAAGAAAUAUGAAAGUUAAGUGCUGUUUACAAGGAAACCAAGCCUUUUUAUCAACUUGCUUACAAUUUGUUUCCCCUUAUUCCCCCUUGACUUGGCUGUAUAUUUGCCUUUCACUUUAAAUUCAAGCCGAGAUCUACCUGAUGCAAGAAUAAUAAUGAUGUCACCAUUCAA
This is a messenger RNA of Strongylocentrotus purpuratus (purple sea urchin), 3382 nucleotides long. RefSeq lists its product as uncharacterized. Gene Ontology annotation, cellular component: mitochondrion; actin cytoskeleton; sarcoplasmic reticulum. Gene Ontology annotation, biological process: negative regulation of apoptotic process; regulation of actin filament polymerization. The record is from RefSeq and is a predicted model, not a curated record. Lineage: Eukaryota; Metazoa; Echinodermata; Echinoidea; Camarodonta; Strongylocentrotidae. Bases 76 to 1116 code for a protein of 346 amino acids. The transcript is spliced from 6 exons.